GGCAGCGGCGGGACGGGAGGAGCCGCAGGGCCCGCAGGGAGCGGCUGCGGCUCCUCCUCCUCUUCUCUAGCCAUGGCUGUGAAGGACCCUACAGCUGUAGAAAGAGCAAAUUUACUGAACAUGGCUAAAUUGAGUAUCAAAGGACUGAUUGAAUCAGCUUUGAGCUUUGGCCGCACUCUGGAUUCUGACUACCCACCUUUGCAGCAGUUCUUUGUUGUCAUGGAACACUGCCUGAAGCAUGGCCUUAAAGUGAGAAAAUCCUUUCUAAGCUACAAUAAAACUAUCUGGGGUCCUCUGGAACUUGUGGAGAAAUUAUAUCCAGAAGCUGAGGAAAUAGCAGCAAGUGUCAGAGAUUUGCCUGGCCUUAAAACACCGCUGGGCCGUGCCCGGGCCUGGUUACGGUUAGCACUAAUGCAGAAGAAAAUGGCUGACUAUCUUCGGUGUUUAAUCAUUCAGAGAGAUCUUCUCAGUGAAUUUUAUGAGUAUCAUGCACUAAUGAUGGAGGAAGAAGGAGCAGUUAUUGUUGGGCUUUUAGUUGGGUUGAAUGUGAUAGAUGCUAACCUGUGUGUGAAAGGAGAAGACCUGGAUUCACAAGUUGGGGUGAUUGAUUUCUCUAUGUAUUUGAAGAGUGAGGAAGACAUUGGGAGUAAGGAAAGAAAUGUACAGAUUGCUGCCAUUUUGGACCAAAAGAAUUAUGUUGAAGAACUGAACAGGCAACUGAAUAGCACAGUUAGCAGUCUUCAUGCAAGAGUGGAUUCACUAGAGAAAUCAAACACGAAACUGAUCGAAGAGUUAGCAAUAGCCAAAAACAAUAUAAUUAAACUCCAGGAAGAAAACCAUCAACUGAGGAGUGAAAAUACUCUCAUUUUAAUGAAAACACAGCAUCAUCUAGAGGCAACUAAAGUGGAUGUUGAAGCAGAGCUUCAGACAUACAAACACUCCAGGCAAGGUUUAGACGACAUGUACAAUGAAGCACGUAGACAGCUUCGAGAAGAAUCGCAGCUUCGACAAGAUAUGGAGAAUGAGCUAGUGGUUCAAGUUAGUAUGAAACAUGAGAUAGAACUUGCCAUGAAGUUGCUGGAGAAGGAUAUCCAUGAGAAACAGGAUACCCUCAUAGGCCUUCGACAGCAGCUUGAUGAAGUUAAAGCAAUUAACAUGGAAAUGUACCAAAAGCUGCAGGUUUCUGAAGACGCAAUGAAAGAAAAGAAUGAAAUAAUUGGUCGAUUAGAGGAUAAGACCAAUCAAAUUAAUGCAACUAUGAAGCAACUAGAACAAAGAUUGCAGCAAACAGAGAAGGCUCAAAUGGAGGCUGAGGCCGAGGAUGAGAAACUUACACAGGAAUAUGUGAAUAAGUCUGAAAGUCUGCAGAAAGAAUUUUCCCAGAAGGAGAAGCAGCUGCUCCAGCUGGAAACCGAUUUGAAGAUCGAAAAAGAGUGGCGGCAAACCUUAGAGGAUGAUCUCCAAAAGGAAAAGGAAACUGUGUCUCAUCUGAGAACAGAGACCCAAGAAAUAGUUAACCUUAAAAAAGAGUUCCUCAAACUUCAGGAAAAGAAUGAGCAAUUGAAGAGGACAUGUCAGGACCAGGAGGCUGCUCUGGAAGAACUGGCAUCCAAGCUGAGCGAAUCAAAGCUGAAAAUAGAAGAUAUAAAAGAAGCAAAUAAAGCAUUGCAGGGCCAGGUUUGGUUGAAGGACAAAGAGGCUACACAUUGCAAGUUAUGUGAAAAGGAAUUUUCUCUUUCCAAAAGGAAGCAUCAUUGCAGGAACUGUGGGGAGAUCUUCUGUAAUGCCUGCUCUGAUAAUGAACUGCCUCUGCCUUCUUCACCAAAGCCUGUUCGUGUCUGUGAUUCCUGCCAUGCAAUACUUAUACAGAGGUGCUCUUCUAACGUGCCAUGAGAUUAUUGUACAAGAUAUUUAUUACUUUUUAGCUAAUCCUGUAAAAAAAACAACCAACCAACCAAGAAUACACUUCAGGAUUUCUAGGAUUUCAGGUAAGCAAUUGACAGUGGCAUUUUCAUCUGUGGAGAACUUGUUUACUUUCUGUGGAAACAAGUAGAGAAAAUGGGACCCAAACACAGAAGAUGCCAGCAUUAAAAAUCCAGGUGACAGUGGUAGUCUUACAGAUGGCUCUGAAGUUCUUUGGAGGAAGCUGGGCAGUUUGUAUUUGAUGAAUAUCUUAUGACAACCUCGAAGAAGGUGACAGAUUUACCUGCUUUCACAGGCUAGCCUGCAACAAGGCCAGCUGAACGCUGCUGGAGAAUGUGCCUGUGAUAGGCCGUUGUGAAGCAAAACUGCCCAAUAGCUAGUCUGAAACUCUAUUUUAUGCAGUGGUCCAAGACGUUGCUGCCAAAUACUGUCUUUAUUUUCUUCCCUCAGUUAUCAAUGUUACAUCCAAGAAUAUUGCACUGACAGUUGCCCUUUGUAGUCACAGGUGUAAGGGGAGGCUCUGUCAGACAGGAGCAAGCAGUGCCUGUAGGCACUUGAGGAAGGAAGGUGCAUUUUGCUGGAUUAUUUUUUUAUAAUUAACUAUUAAUUUGACAUAUCUAUUUUUCCAUUAAAAGAGAAGUGUCCAUCACUAGUGAAUGAUAAUUGUAACCUUGAACAACUAUCUUUGCAUUAUCUUCAUGUGCGUCAUGCUUUCAGGCUUGUACACGUACUCACUGUGUAGCUCUAGAAGCAGGAUGAAGCUGCCA
This is a messenger RNA of Dryobates pubescens (Downy woodpecker), 2690 nucleotides long. RefSeq names its product RUN and FYVE domain containing 2 (gene RUFY2). The record is from RefSeq and is a predicted model, not a curated record. The transcript is spliced from 18 exons. Lineage: Eukaryota; Metazoa; Chordata; Aves; Piciformes; Picidae. Gene Ontology annotation, molecular function: metal ion binding. Gene Ontology annotation, cellular component: cytoplasm. Bases 73 to 1893 code for a protein of 606 amino acids.